AUGCGAUUGACACCUCUUCAACACGUCCAGACCGUUCUUAUCGAGCACUUGGCUUGCCAAUUCGACGACCCUUCCCUGCUCAUGGCCGCCCACCAAUUCGGCAUGUCAGCAGAAAAGACUCCCGAUUUCGUGGUCCGUUCUAAUACAUCUCUAAAAGGGUUCCUGGGUAAGGCAACCAAGGGAACAGAAGCCGUGAACGAGCCGAUAAGGGUCAGACUGGACAUUCAAGAAAAAGAGGGGAAGGGGAUGGGGGAGGGUGGACUGAGAUGGAAUGGA
This is a messenger RNA of Acaulospora colombiana, 276 nucleotides long. Lineage: Eukaryota; Fungi; Glomeromycota; Glomeromycetes; Diversisporales; Acaulosporaceae. The record is from the annotation of a GenBank genome assembly.